Aspergillus bombycis is the source of this 1413-nucleotide messenger RNA. Its product is annotated as tRNA-specific adenosine deaminase. NCBI's taxonomy places the organism in Eukaryota, Fungi, Ascomycota, Eurotiomycetes, Eurotiales, Aspergillaceae. Gene Ontology annotation, molecular function: tRNA-specific adenosine-37 deaminase activity; RNA binding. The coding region runs from base 1 to 1413 and encodes 470 amino acids. Gene Ontology annotation, biological process: tRNA wobble adenosine to inosine editing. The record is from RefSeq and is a predicted model, not a curated record. The transcript is spliced from 3 exons.
AUGUCGGGGAUUGUGAUUGUGAAGGGGGAAGAUACACCAGAUGAGAAAUUGACUUGUGUGGCUGUUACAUCCGGCGCAAAAUGUCUCUCGGCGUCCCAAGUCCCCAAAAGCAAAGGACUAGUGCUCCACGACUGGCACGCUGAGAUCCUUGCUCUCCGCGCAUUCAACCACUGGCUGUUAUCCGAGUGUCGGAGUUUCAUUGCCCAGGAACGGGACCAGAGGUCCUCAUCCGAGAACGAUACAGCAAUUGAGAAAAACGAGGAAGAGAAAGAGCCAUGUUCUCCAUAUAUCCGACGACGACGACAAGACCCCGAGGACUCAGUGAUAACACUACCACCGUUUGAACUCAACCCGGAUCUGAAAAUCUACAUGUACUGCACCUGUGCGCCGUGCGGAGAUGCAAGCAUGGAACUCUGCAUGGCAGCACAGGAGGACCCGACGCCGUGGGAGGUUCCCACGACGACGCCAGAUGGCGAGGACGGUGAGCUUCUAGACGGUAGGGCGCAUUUCUCGCGACUGGGCAUUGUGCGGCGGAAGCCGUCUCGUGCGGAUGCCGAAGCUACGCGGAGUAAGUCGUGCUCGGAUAAGUUGGCCUUGAGGCAGGUUUCGUCGCUGUUGUCAUUUGAGAGUAGUUUGCUUGUGGCGACUACGGUGAAUGCGUAUCUCGAGGGGGUCAUUAUGCCGGAGGGGGAGAUUAGUCGGGUUGGGUGUGAGAGGUGCUUUGGGGAGGAUGGGAGGAUGGGAGAGCUCAAGGGGAGGGUUUGGUCCCCCGGUGGUGAGAAGGCAGUGGACGAGCGAAGGUAUGGUUGGCGGUUUCGGCCGUUUAGGAUUCUGUCAGUUCCUACUGGACUCGUUGACGAGCUUUGGGCAUUUGGGAAGUCGGAUCCGAUGGCUGCUUCGAGGAAAAGUAAGCCCGCGGUGAUUUCUGCUGUUUGGGCGGCGGCUUCGUCUGUGUCGGUUCCUAGUGUGGUGGAUAAUGGUGCCAAGUCGUUGCCCAAAUUAGGUGGUUCUCGGACAGGCCUGUAUGAGACCAUUAUCAACGGGGUGAAACAGGGGAAUCGGGCGUCGGAGCCCUUGGCACGGGGCGCCUCUGCGUUGUCAAGGGCGAGGCUAUGGGGCCUGUCUAAAGAGAUUGUGCAAUCUUGCGUUGAAGAUCAUGAUCAAGGACCUGACAUCGAAAUCGGUGUGGAGGAAGGGCAGUUGUCCCUGGGUCUGGAUGUGACAAAGCGGAUUACUGAGGCCCCGACAUAUCGGGAAUUCAAGAAAGAGCCUACGGUUCUAACAGAGUCACUCCAAGCGCGGAAGAGUGCGAUACGAGACGCUAGAAGAGUGUUGAGUGGAUGGACCCCCAAUCCAGGGGACGAGAAUUGGGGAUUGGAGGUGCUGAUUGACCCCAGGAAGCGGAAGCGUUGA